Vicia faba (fava bean) is the source of this 2553-nucleotide messenger RNA. NCBI's taxonomy places the organism in Eukaryota, Viridiplantae, Streptophyta, Magnoliopsida, Fabales, Fabaceae. The record is from the annotation of a GenBank genome assembly.
AUGUUUUCAAUGAUGUUUUGGGUAGCUUUUGUGUUGAUCAUUUUAUCAGGAGCUUGUUUGAGUAUUGUUGAAGGAAAACCACAUAGGAUUCUUUUGGAUACAGAUGUUGACACUGAUGAUUUAUUUGCUCUACUAUAUCUUUUGAAGCUCAAUACAUCAGAGUUUCAUCUAGAGGGAGUGAGUUUGAAUGCAAAUGCUUGGACUAAUGCUGGUCAUUCUGUGAAUCAAGUUUAUGACAUACUUUACAUGAUGGGGAGAGAAGAAAUUGCAGUUGGAGUGGGAGGUGAAGGUGGAAUACUCCCUAAUGGUACCAUACUUGAAGAUGUUGGUGGAUAUCUUCCAAUUAUAGAACAGGGAAUGACAACAGCAGGAAAUUGCAGAUAUCGGCAAGCCAUACCUGUUGGUUUUGGAGGCCGCUUGGAUGUCGAUACUAACCUCGGCAUUCGUAGAGCUUUUCUUCCGCAAGGAAAAAGGAGAUAUAGGCCGCUGCAACAACCAACUGCUCAGAAUGUGCUGAUUGACAAAAUAUCUGCAGGUCCUAUAACUCUGAUUGUGAUUGGAGCACAUACAAAUAUAGCCAUUUUUCUCGAAAAUAAUCCGCACCUAAAGAAGAACGUGGAACAUAUUUACAUCAUGGGCGGUGGGGUAAGAUCAAAAAAUCCCACUGAGUGUUGCCCGAUAAAUUCUUCCUUUUCUUGUUUACCAAGCCAGUGUGGUGACAUUGGCAAUUUGUUCACAAAUUAUAAAGCUAAUCCUUACGCAGAGUUCAACAUAUUCGGAGACCCUUUUGCAGCAUAUCAGGUCAUUCAUUCUGGUAUUCCUGUUACCCUUGUUCCUCUUGACGCAACAAACACAAUCCCCAUCAAUGAACAAUUCUUCGAAGAAUUUGAAAAUAGUCAAGACACAUUUGAAGCACAAUACUGUUUCAAGUCAUUGAAAAUGACCCGCGAUACUUGGUUUGACAGUAAUUUUUAUACGAGUUAUUUUAUGUGGGACUCUUUCACAGUUGGCGUAGCAGCUUCAAUCAUGAGGAACUCUAAUAGACACAAAGGAGAAAAUGAAUUUGCUGAAAUGGAGUAUAUGAAUAUAACUGUAAUUACUUCAAACAAACCUUAUGGCGUAUCAGAUGGCUCCAAUCCAUUAUUUGAUGGCCUCAAAGUUCCUAAAUUCAAUCUCAAGAAAGGUAGUGUCCAUAGUGGUCACAUUCAACAAGAACUAGAAGAUCCAUUUUGCUUUGUUAAGAAUGGCACAGGGAAAUGUCAGGAUGGUUACACAAAGGAGGUCGACGGUCAAGACUCGGUGAAGAUACUUGUUGCCACAAAAGCAAAGCCUAACAAAGAUAAAAAGAGCUUACUUGACAGAGAAUUCUUCAUAAGCUUCUUAAAUAUUCUAAAUCAACCACAACAGGCUGGGAGGUUCAGUUUCACUUCACAGUUUCCUUACUAUGAAGAAAUAACUUAUAAGCCAGAUUUCGAAAACAAAGUACUAGGGAAACCUGUUGUGUUCGACAUGGACAUGAGUGCAGGAGAUUUUCUUGCACUAUUUUACCUCCUUAAAGUUCCUGUUGAAGUCAUCAACCUUAAGGCAAUCAUUGUAAGCCCAACAGGGUGGGCAAAUGCAGCAACAAUAGAUGUAAUAUAUGACUUACUGCACAUGAUGGGUCGCGAUGAUAUCAAAGUCGGUAUUGGUGAUUUUUUCGCGAUGAACCAAUCAAACCCGAAUUUUCCACCGGUUGGAAGUUGCAACUAUGUUAAAGCUAUACCUCAUGGAAAUGGUGGGCUUCUUGAUUCUGACACUCUAUUUGGACUAGCUCGUGAUUUGCCUCGUAGCCCUAGAAGGUAUACAGCAGAAAGUUCCGUGAAGUUUGGAGCUCCUAGAGAUACCGAUCACCCUGAACUCAGACAACCACUAGCUAAGGAAAUCUGGGAGUCGAUAUUGCCGACAUUAGAACCAGGGUCUAAGAUUACAGUAUUAACUAAUGGACCUUUGACUAAUUUGGCAAAAGUUGUAUCAGUUAAAAACAUAAGCUCCAAAAUUCAGGAAGUUUAUGUGGUGGGAGGACAUAUCAGCAAGAGUGGCAAUGACAAGGGAAAUCUCUUUUCUGUUCCUUCCAACAAUAUCCAGCGCAAAGCAAGUUCUUUUACAAGUACUUUAAACUUGUUUAGAAGGACACAAAAAACACCCGAGGCAGUAUUUUCCAAACGCCUGCUUUCAAGGCUACUGCGUUUGAAGAAAUCCCACCAAAGAUAUCAACAUAUGGAUACAUUCAUGGGGGAAAUUGUAGGUGCUGUUAUUCUAGCAAAUGGCCAUUCAAGUGUUGUAGAUGCAAAAUUUGAGUCCAAAUUUGUGAAGGUAUUUGCAGAAGGGGUUGAAUCCAGUGAUGGAAAAAUGGUGGUGAAAGAUAAAUAUGGUAAAUUAGUGAGAAUUCUAAGUCAUUUUGAUGUGAAGACUUAUCAUGAGAUAUAUGUAAAGAGACUAGGUGAUCCAAACCAAUCAGCUAAGAUAGGAAGCUUCGAAGAACAGAAGAGAAAAUGGAGUUGUCCACAUGCUUAA